This is a messenger RNA of Acaromyces ingoldii, 3578 nucleotides long. Its product is annotated as putative sulfite reductase cys-4. The coding region runs from base 1 to 3363 and encodes 1120 amino acids. NCBI's taxonomy places the organism in Eukaryota, Fungi, Basidiomycota, Exobasidiomycetes, Exobasidiales, Cryptobasidiaceae. Gene Ontology annotation, molecular function: iron-sulfur cluster binding; heme binding; sulfite reductase (ferredoxin) activity. Gene Ontology annotation, biological process: sulfate assimilation. The record is from RefSeq and is a predicted model, not a curated record. The transcript is spliced from 3 exons. Gene Ontology annotation, cellular component: sulfite reductase complex (NADPH).
AUGACGGAGCCUGGAAGCAAAGGGGAGCGUGAUGGAGCGGACCCCGCUACCGUGGUGCCCAAGCACGAGGAAGCCUACAACGUCAUCCUUCAACAGCUCUUUGCCGCCAGACUCUCCAUCAUCAAUGCCCCCACUCGCGACGAUGACCCGCACCCUGCCGCAAGGAGCCCAGAGUACGCCUUUGGGCAGGUCCUGGCACAACUCGAGGACAGUGACGAGCUCCUGGAUGCCGUUCGACACAUCGUCCGGCAUCCCACCUCUUCGGGUGUGCCCGCGGAUCUUCUCGACGUCAUGACACAGUGGCUGGCGGACAAAGGCGACAGCGUCGCUCGCUCGGAUGCCGUCGGUGCCAAGUUCCAGUCGCUUCUUCAUGGUGCGCCCGCGAACACCGAAGUCAUGGCACGGAUCAAGUCGCUGGCUCACCAUAUUGCGCAUAAAAGCCGCUGGAUAGUAGGCUCCGACGCUUGGGCCUACGAUGUUGGCAUGGGUGGCGUCCACCAUGUCAUUGCCAGCGGGAGAAACGUCAAUAUGCUGAUAUUUGACAGCCUGCCUUACUCGCAACGCAACGCGGUCGAAGCCCACAAGCGCAAAAAGGACGUGGGCCUGUAUGCGAUGAGCUACGGAGGCGUAUACGUGGCUAGCACCGCUGUGUAUGCCGACUACAUGCAGGUUCUCCAGGCUUUAAUUGAGGCCGACCAAUUUGACGGUCCCUCCGUGGUACUGGCUUACGUACCUUACCAUGCGAAGGAUACACCGGCCCUUGACGUGCUGCGAGAGACCAAGCUUGCUGUCGAUUCAGGAUACUGGCCGCUGUACCGUUGGGAUCCAAGCGCCGAAGCAAGGGGCAAGCAAGUGUUCCGACUCGAUUCCCCACGGAUUCGCGAACAGCUCAAGGCGUUUCUUGACCGACAGAACUACCUCACUCAACUUGCCAAUGCAGCCCCUGAGCUCGCCUAUGAUCUGUCGAGCAGCCAGGGAUCCGGUCUUCGGCAGAGGCAGAGGGAAAAGGCAAAGAGAGCCUACGAUGCCCUCGUCGGUGCUAUGGAUGGACCACCGCUUCUUAUUCUGUACGCCAGCGACGGUGGCAAUGCGGAAAAGGUGGCCAGGAAGCUUUGCGCAAGGGCGAAGGCAAGGGGUCUCGCCGCAAGGAUCUUGGCAAUGGAUGACUUCCCUGUCGCCGAGGAGCUCCAGUCGGAGAAGAACGUCACCUUUGUUACUAGCACAGCAGGCCAAGGUGAAGCUCCACAAAAUGGCAGGGAAACAUUCAAGACGCUAUCUAAGCUUUCCCCAAGUUCUCUGGGCGACGGCGGACAAGCCAACAAAGAAGGCGACGAGACUCCUUCCUCAUCCUCGUCUGUUCGUUUCUCCGUCUUUGCCAUGGGUGAUAGUCAUUACUGGCCUCGGCCCGAGGAUGCCCACUACUACAACAAGCCAGGCAAGGAUUUGGACGCUCGCCUCGAGGCUCUCGGUGCGGUCCGCAUGGCUCCACUCGGUCUGGGUGACGAUCAAGAUGCCGACGGCUAUCAGACGGGCUACAAGGUCUGGGAGCCCCUCCUCUGGAAGGCCUUGGGCGUCGAUACGAUCGAGAUCGUCGAGGCAGAGCCGGAGCCAAUCACCAAUGAACAUAUCAAGAUUGCGAGCAAUUUUCUGCGCGGAACAAUCGUCGAAGGUCUCGCAGACAAGAGCACGGGCGCCAUCGCCGAGAGCGACACGCAGUUGACAAAGUUUCACGGCACCUACAUGCAAUACGAUCGAGACACUGUCGACGAGCGAAAGGCAGCCGGUCUCGAACCAGCCUACUCAUUCAUGAUCCGCUGUAGGAUCCCGGCCGGCGUCGUCAAACCCGAGCAGUGGCUGCAGCUAGAUAAGGUGGCGAGUGAUUAUGCAAAUGACACGCUCAAGAUCACGACUCGCCAAACAAUUCAGUACCAUUGCGUUGUCAAGAACCAGCUCAAGGCAGCCAUGCAGGGCAUCAAUAAAGCCAUGCUCGACACCAUUGCUGCUUGUGGCGACGUCAACCGCAAUGUCAUGUGCUCGCCAAACCCGCACAUUAGCCAGCUCCACGCGGAGACUUACGACUUUGCCGCGCGGAUUUCCGAGUAUCUGCUGCCUCGAAUGGACGCCUACCACGAGAUCUGGCUCGAUCAGCCGACAGAAUCCAAGAAACAGCUUCUGACGGGCGGUGCAUUGCGCGACUAUGAGCCCCUCUACGGCCCUUACUAUUUGCCACGCAAGUUCAAGAUCGCCAUUGCGGUGCCUCCUAGGAAUGAUGUCGACUGUUUUGCCCAUGACAUUGGUCUGAUUGCUAUUGCUGACUCCAAUGGCCACCUAGCUGGCUUCAAUGUCAGUGUAGGUGGUGGCAUGGGUGUCACGCACGGCAUGAAGACCACUUAUCCUCGCCUUGGCGACAUUAUUGGCUUCGUCACGCCUGACCAGACGCUCGAGUGCUGCAAGCACAUUAUGCUCACCCAACGAGACUUUGGCAACCGUGCAAACCGAAAGCAGGCUCGACUCAAGUACACCAUUGACAAUCACUUCAAAGGUCCUCAAAACUUCAAGGCCGAAGUUGAGCGAAGACUGGGAUACGAGCUGGAGCCUGCACGACCAUACGCAUUCAGCGCCAACACCGACGAGUACGGCUGGCGCAAGCAGAUGAACGGCAAGUGGACAUGCAUGCUCUGGCUGGAAAACGGAAGGAUCAAGGACGAGCCUGGCGCUCCGUUCCGCACCGGCAUUCGAGAACUGUGCAAAGCCGACUGGUUCCAAGGCGAGCUUCGCCUUUCACCCAACCAACACAUGGCUCUCAGCAAUAUCCCAGAGGGUAUCAAGGCGAUGGUGGAAGCUCAUCUUGACAAGUACAACAUGGCAUUAUGGAAGCAGUCGUCUCUCGCCCUCUCUGCCUCAUCGUGCGUGGCUUUCCCCACCUGUGGUCUGGCUAUGGCCGAGAGCGAGCGUGUGCUAUUUCCCGAUCUCAUCGAGCAUCUUGACAAGAUUGUUAAACGGCUGGGCAUCGCUGAUGAAGAGAUCAUUACAAGGAUGACGGGAUGUCCUAAUGGAUGUGCAAGACCGUGGGUGGCCAACAUCGCCUUUGUCGGCAAGGCACCUGGCACCUAUGUCAUGCUUCUCGGCGGCAACAAGCGAGGCACUCGUGUCAACAAGGUGUAUGCCGAAUCGGUCACGCUGCCAGAGGCAAUCACGAUCUUGGAGCCUUUGCUCGAGAGAUUCGCCAAGGAAAGGGGCCCAGGCGAAGACUUUGGCGACUUUGUCAUUCGCAUGGGCAUCAUCGCUGAGACCAGAAAGGGCAGCGAAUUUUGGGAUGACGUAAAGCCAUUGGCACUUCCUGACUUACCGACAUCGGGGUAGCAACAUCUCGUCAAGCAUAGGUGAAAUAGUGCCUCCCGAUAUCGAGCGGAAGUAUAUGCAGAUACGAUGGCGAGAGAGGUUUCCGCCCGUGGUGGCGGAAUGAACUCCAAUCGCAUUCUCAUUACUUGAUCUCUCUCCGCGCAAUGACAUGUUAGUCUCUGCAUUCUUCUCUCUUCUCUUCUCUUGCUUCGCAAUUAAAAAGUGCCACACGACUU